AGUCGAAGCUGAGCUGGAGCGCAAGACGCAGCAGUGGAAGAAUGCGCGCACGCCUCGCCCACGCAACGGCGGCUGCGCCCCGGAGCGCCUGGCCACCGCAGUCCCGCCCACAGGCAUCGUGGCCACGGGCGUGGACCUGCAGCUCCUGCGCGCGGCGCCCGUUCGCGUCGCAGCAGCAGCAGCAGCAGCAGCAGCACAUGGCAGCUGGCGACCGCAAGCCGUACUACAUCACCACGCCCAUCUUCUACGUCAACGCCGCGCCGCACGUCGGCCACCUCUACACGCUGGUGCUGACCGACAUCCUCAAGCGCUGGCGGGUGCUCAAGGGCGAGACGGCCCUCAUGUGCACGGGGACCGACGAGCACGGGUUGAAGGUGCAGCGCGCGUCUGCAAAAGCCGGCAUCGACCCGCAGCUGUUCUGCGACCAGGGCGCCGCCCUCUUCAAGGAGCUCGCUGCCAGAGCCCUCGUGUCCCACGACCACUUCGUGCGCACCACCGACGCCGACCACAAGGACGCCGUCGCCUAUGCCUGGUUCCUGCUCCACGAGAAGGGCCUCAUCUACACCAAGAAGCACGAGGGAUGGUACUCGGUCGCCGACGAGGCCUUCUACCCGCCGUCGGCAGUGCAGCCGCACCUCGAUCCGCCCACCGGCCGCAAGAUCAUGGUCUCGGUUGAGACGCGCAGCGAGGUCGAGUGGUCGUCCGAGGAGAACUACCAUUUCCGCCUCUCCCACUUCCGCGGCCCGCUGCUCCAGUUCUACCGCGAGAACCCAGAGUGGAUCACCCCCGCCCACCGCAUGAAGGACGUCGUGCACGCCGUCGAGUCGGGCCUGGAGGACUUAUCCAUCUCCCGGCCCUCAGAGCGCCUCGCCUGGGGUAUCCGUGUUCCCCAAGACAGCUCGCAGACCAUCUACGUCUGGCUCGAUGCCCUCAUCAACUACGUCACGAAAGCCGGCUACCCCUGGGCUCCGGGUCGCGACCACGCCGGCGGCUGGCCAGCAGACUGCCAUGUCAUCGGCAAAGACAUUGUCCGCUUUCACUGCAUCUACUGGCCUGCCUUUUUGAUGGCGCUCGGCCUUCCGCUCCCCAAGAGAAUACUCACCCACGCCCACUGGACUCUGGGCGGCUCCAAGAUGUCAAAGUCCACCGGACGAGUUGUCGAUCCAUUUCUUGCUCUGGACCGAUUCGGCCCAGACGUAAUGCGCUGCUACCUCGCGCACGACGGCGGUAUCCAAGACGAUGGCAACUACGACAACACCCAGAUCAUCAAACUGUACAACAACCUCUUGUGGGCUCAGCUCGGCAACCUCCUGUCGCGCGUUACACGAGGCAAGAAAUGGAGCGUACGAGGCGCGAUCCAACGUAUCGGCCCCCUGCCUGCUUCGGACUGGGCAAAUGACCAGGGUUCAGAAUUCCACAGUACCUUGUUAAAGUUUCCUUCCAACGUUGCAGAGUCGUUAGAUGCACACGACCCUCGUCGCGCUAUUCGCAUCAUAGCGGACUUGAUCCGAUCAUCGAAUCAGUAUGUCCAGGUGUCCGCCCCAUGGCAAAAGAUCCUCGACUACGGCCCUGGUGAGCCUGGCGAAGAGGUUGACAGAAUUGUGUACCUAGCAGCAGAGGCUUUGCGCAUGGCCGGUAUCCUCCUGCAGCCGUACAUGCCGAACAAGGCGAAGACUAUGCUUGAUCAGCUAGGUGUCGACGAUGCACGGCGCACAUUUGAAUACUGCGCCGUUGGGCGUGAUCUGCAUUAUGGAGCACCGACAGUCGAAUUGGGUGUGAAAUAUGAAGGUGCGUUGUUUCCGCCCUUGUCGAGCGAAGAGUAGUAGACUCCGUUGGCUCCGCGCUUCUUGUACAAACAUGACAUGUAAUAUAAAACCGCGUCCAUUAUUAUGCGAUGAGGCCCGGUGCUUUGCACCGACACUUGUAUCAUUACUGUGAAGUACGUUGAACCUGUAAGGAUGGAUUUGUUUGUUGGACCACCUGUAGAUUGGCAAUUGCGAGAAAGUUGAUAGCAGCUCAAUGACCCAUUUAAGUGCUG
Paraphaeosphaeria sporulosa is the source of this 2038-nucleotide messenger RNA. RefSeq names its product methionyl-tRNA synthetase-like protein. Gene Ontology annotation, biological process: methionyl-tRNA aminoacylation. Bases 42 to 1823 code for a protein of 593 amino acids. The record is from RefSeq and is a predicted model, not a curated record. Gene Ontology annotation, molecular function: methionine-tRNA ligase activity; ATP binding. The transcript has 3 exons. Lineage: Eukaryota; Fungi; Ascomycota; Dothideomycetes; Pleosporales; Didymosphaeriaceae.